UCUCUCCAGCUGCCUCCCUCAUAACAACACCGGUGAAAGAUGGCCGCCGCGACGAUGCAGGGGCUCAGUGCUCACAGAAUGGAGGAAAAGAAGUUAGAGUACUUCUCUUCCAUCAACUCCAUGGCGCGGAAGAUCAUGCAGGAGCGGGAGAAAAUCAAAGCCAAGCACGGGUCGUCCUGGGAUAAAAUGACACCGCAGGAACGGGACAACGCCAUCGAUAACUGGAUGAUGGACCCUCAGAUCCGAGCCCGCUAUGCUAUGCACCGAGUGGAGCGCGAGGAGGUGGUUUGCUACCCCAAACUGCUCGUUCAGACCGGCCAGAAGAUAGUCCACUUCGGUGAAGAGGACAUUACGUGGCAGGAUGAGCAUUCUGCUCCAUUUUCAUGGGAAACAAAGAGUCAGAUGGAGUUCAGCCUGAGCUCAGGUGGUGAAGAUCAGAGCCCUCCUGUCUCACAGGCAGAAUCAAAGCCGGCGAAGGCUCCUCAACCCAGUCAGACGAGCAAAACCACUCCCGCACCCAAGGUGUCUGCCAGCGAGCCCCGAAAACCCGAAGAGGAGUCCUCCUUCUGGAAGAUCAGUUCUGAGAGGUCCAAGCUGGAGAGUGAACAAACCAGAUUUCAGUCCCUGACUCCAAGCCAGAUCAAAUCCAUGGAGAAAGGAGAGAAGCCCCUCCCCUCUUACCUCAGACAGGAAAACUCCAAGGAAGCAGAACCAGCAGAACAUCCGCCUCCUGCUCCUGCCAAAUCCACUAAACAGAGAGCCCCCAAGCCUCCUGCUCCCCAGCCGCCUGUGCCCCCCUCCUCCACCGUCAGCGCCACACCGGCCUCCAUCUCCAUUGCGCCCAGCCCCGCCCCACCCACCAGCACCUCCACCGGAGGCUGGGAGAGAUCCCAGAGCACCCUGCCGUUGGUCGGCAACAGCCUGGAUGAGAUGUUCUCCUCCAGCAUGAUGUCUAAACCGUCCGGUGACCCCGCCUCAGUGGAGAAGGACGACAAAGCUUCUACCAACUUGGAUAUGAGCCCGACAUUCUCCCAGUUCAACACCAGCAGCAGCAUCCUGAAGACCGGCUUCGACUUCUUGGACAACUGGUAAAGCUGAACCGUGAGCUGCCCCCCACUCCCCCACCGAGUCUUCAUCAGCCACUUCCCAGAAGGACCGCUCCCAUGACAACACCUCCACAUUCUUUUCUCAGCUUCAGCUGCUUUAAGGGACCCAUUUGUUUCUUCCUCUAUUGUGUUUGAUCUUCGGUGGAUUCCAAACCUCUUACCUCGACCCUCAUUGAUGUUCUUACUGGUUUAUAUGAAGCCACAUUGAUGUUCAUGUAAAUGCUCGUCACCUGUAGAGCUUUGUGUUUUUGUCAUGUGAUACCGACACUAAAACAUCCACGUCACUUUAUUUGAGUAAUUUAAACAUAUUUAUUCCCGUUUCUGAUCUUUCUCGUUCCUGCAGGUUGUAGAAAAUCUCACAAAAAAGAGGAAAUGACGUAUUUUACUGUCGGAUUUCAAAUUUGGAUGGGCUGAUCUCUGGAGUUAAACUGUAGCUGGUGUGGGUUGCUAUGGUAACCUCUUCCAACGGUACGGAUCUGACGAAUGGGCUGCGCAGGUUUGCAGGGAUACAUUUUUGCUUGUAGAAAUAAAUUUGAUGCAAGACUAUAGAGCUAUUUUCCAGAUGUUUAUAUUUAUCUGCUGAUUGUAUCUUCUACACAGUCGCGUGUGUGUCCUGUGUUUUGAAGCAACACAUUGAAGUAGGUCAAAUAAAUGAAGUGUCAAACACG
Messenger RNA from Oryzias melastigma (Indian medaka), 1774 nucleotides. RefSeq names its product linkage group 24 C1orf198 homolog (gene lg24h1orf198). Bases 40 to 1092 code for a protein of 350 amino acids. The record is from RefSeq and is a predicted model, not a curated record. NCBI's taxonomy places the organism in Eukaryota, Metazoa, Chordata, Actinopteri, Beloniformes, Adrianichthyidae. The transcript has 6 exons.